UGCAUCUUAAUACAGACCAAGAGUCAGUCAUAAGUGUGUGUAGUAAUGGAAAGGGUUGUAAUACUCAUGGGUGUUUUUGUGUUUCUAGGUGUCAAGUAUGCUUUGGGUGAUGUUGGCACUGCCACGUCAUAUGACCCUCCUUACACACCUACAAGGUGCAAUGGAAACCAAGCCGAUCAGUUUCCAUCAGGAAACUUGUUUAUAUCGGUCAGCGAAGGAUUGUGGGAUAACGGGGCUGCGUGUGGUAGGCGUUACAGAUUAAAAUGUCUGAGUGGAAGUAGGAAACCAUGCAGAGAUGGCACGAUUGAUGUUCGAGUGGUUGAUUAUUGUUCCAAAAGGCCGUGUCCUUCGACUAUUGUCUUGUCCAAUGAUGCUUUCUCCGCAAUCUCCAAAUCUCAAAGGGGAAAAAUUAAUGUCGAAUACGUCCAGAUAUGAUAUGACACCAGGACCCAUAAUGUUUUAUAUCUUUUUUAAAUAAAUUAAGCAAGUUUGUAGCUUUGAUGACUUGUGUCAUUCUUUCUUUCAACAACUUAUGUUGUUAAGCCUCUUUAGCUAUUUUUCUUUCGGUGUACUAAAAAGAUGAACGUGCAAAUAAUUCUAUCACGUGAGAGAUAAAUCAAGCUUACAAGUCA
Molecule: messenger RNA, 632 nt
Organism: Helianthus annuus (common sunflower)
Lineage: Eukaryota; Viridiplantae; Streptophyta; Magnoliopsida; Asterales; Asteraceae
Product: EG45-like domain containing protein 2
Exons: 3
Coding region: 46-435 (129 amino acids)
Source: RefSeq, a predicted model, not a curated record